Messenger RNA from Orycteropus afer afer, 1895 nucleotides. RefSeq names its product NUF2 component of NDC80 kinetochore complex (gene NUF2). Gene Ontology annotation, cellular component: Ndc80 complex; kinetochore. The record is from RefSeq and is a predicted model, not a curated record. Gene Ontology annotation, biological process: kinetochore organization; meiotic chromosome segregation; attachment of mitotic spindle microtubules to kinetochore. Gene Ontology annotation, molecular function: protein-containing complex binding. Lineage: Eukaryota; Metazoa; Chordata; Mammalia; Tubulidentata; Orycteropodidae.
ACAUUCCCAGGAUGGAAGCUUUGUCUUUCCCCAGGUAUAAUGUAGCUGAGAUUUUGAUUCAUAUACGGAACAAAAUCUUAACAGGAGCUGAUGCUAAAAACCUCUCCAAGAAUGAUCUUUAUCCAAAUCCAAAGCCUGAAGUCUUGCACAUGAUCUACAUGAGAGCCUUACAAAUAGUGUACGGAAUUCGGCUAGAGCAUUUCUACAUGAUGCCAGUGAACUCUGAAGUCAUGUAUCCACAUAUAAUGGAAGGGUUUUUACCAGUCAGCAAUUUAUUUAUUCAUCUGGACUCAUUUCUGCCCAUCUGUCGGGUGAAUGACUUUGAGAUUGCUGAUAUUUUAUGUCCAAAAGCAAAACGGACAAGUCGGUUUUUAAGUGGCAUUAUCAACUUUAUUCACUUCAGAGAAGCAUGCCGUGAGACGUAUAUGGAGUUCCUUUGGCAAUAUAAAUCCUCUGUGGACAAAAUGCAACAGUUAAAUGCUGCACACCAGGAGGCAUUAAUGAAAUUGGAGAAACUUGAUUCUGUUCCAGUUGAAGAGCAAGAAGAAUUUAAGCAGCUUUCAGAUGAUAUUCAGGAACUGCAGCAAUUGCUUAAUCAGGAGUUUCGUCAAAAAACAAUAGUGCUACAAGAAGGAAAUUCCCAAAAGAAAUCAGAUAUUUCAGAGAAAACCAAGCGUUUGAAUGAACUAAAAUUGUCCCUGACUUCUAUGAAAGAAGUACAAGAGAAUUUGAAAGCAAAAAUUGUGGAUUCUCCAGAGAAGCUUAAGAAUUUUAAAGAAAAAAUGAAAGAUACAGUCCAGAAGCUUAAAAAUUCCAGGCAAGAAGUGAUGGAAAAAUAUGAAACCUAUCGAGACUCGGUUGACUGCCUUCCUUCAUGUCAGCUAGAAGUGCAGUUAUAUCAAAAGAAAAUACAAGACCUUGCAGAUAAUAGAGAAAAACUAACCAGUAUCUUAAAGGAGAGCCUGAACUUGGAAGACCAAAUUGAGAGCGAAGAGUCAGAACUGAAGAAAUUGAAGACUGAAGAAAAUUCAUUUAAAAGACUGAUGAUUGUGAAGAAAGAAAAGCUUGCCACAGUACAGUUCAAAAUAAAUAAGAAACAUGAGGAUAUCAAGCAGUACAAACGUACAGUAAUUGAGGAUUGUAAUAAAGUUCAGGAAAAAAGAGGUGCUGUCUAUGAGCGAGUAAUCACAAUUAAUCAAGAAAUCCAAAAAAUCAGAUUUGGAAUUCAGCAGCUAAAAGAUACCACCGAGAGAGAAAAACUCAAAUCUCAGAUAGAGGUAGAUUUCAGAGAGUACCAGACUCCCCACCGGAAUGCAGUUCUCAAUAGCAGUACGGCUAAUGUGCAGUUUCCAAGAAUGCUUGAAAAAAUUCAGAACCAUUAUGGGAAAAAUCAGAUCAAAGAGGAAUGCAAAAAGUCUCCUACUAUAAAGCACAGGUCUGCUGAUCAGUCAGUCGAAUGUCAGAGAGAAUUGCAAGCUGUGACAGAGAAGAGGCUCAUUUUUAUGAUUUUUGAACUUCAUUGGCAUUACUUGGCAACAGGGAUUUGUACAGUGGUGGGAGGGAUCCCACAGCCUUCAGAGGGCCUGUUGUUCCUCUCAGUGGAGUCAAUUCCGUCUCCUAGGCUCAGAGGAAACCAGGACCUGUGGUGCCAUCCUAGUUCUCACACCAUGGCUGAGCCUCUCAGACAGGCCAAUGAUCUCUUCCGACUUCUUAGACAUGAAUGUAAAAGGUUCAGAUUGAUUUUUGUAUUAGAUACAAUGUUUGGAUUAGCUGUUGCAGAUUUACAUUUAUUAACAUUUUGCAACAAGAAAUACAGGCUACAGUUUAUCAGGAUUCCUGUGGCUCUUGAGAAAGAAGGCAGAGGAGAAAAUAACCUGAGGACCAGAAGAAAUUAG